Messenger RNA from Puma concolor (puma), 609 nucleotides. It is a transcript of the gene DRC12, whose product is annotated as dynein regulatory complex subunit 12 homolog. Lineage: Eukaryota; Metazoa; Chordata; Mammalia; Carnivora; Felidae. The record is from RefSeq and is a predicted model, not a curated record.
AUGCCAUCUAAGACCGAAGGAAAAGGGAUGAAAGCUGGGUCACAGAAGAAGAAAAAGAAUGUGGGUGCUGAUGUGGAAGCCAAGUCCGCACACAGGCUGGCAGUGCUGGAAAAGGAGUUGCUCCAAGACCACUUGGCUCUGAGGAGGGACGAGGCCCGCCGAGCCAAGGCUUCUGAAGACCAGCUGAGGUGGAGGCUGCGAGUGCUAGAGGCUGAGUUGCAAGAGGCCCGAAGUGAGGGGAAGGCCGUCUAUGCAGAGAUGAGUCGUCAGUGCCAAGUCCUGCGGAAGGAAAUGGAGACCCGCAGCAGGCCGCUGGAAGAAGAAGUGAGGGGCCUUCGGGAGCAGCUGGAGACGUGCCAGAGGGAGGCUGAGGCCGCACGGGAAGGGGCAGAGCAGGCCCUCAGAGAGCGGGACCAGACUCUGGCUCAGCUUCGGGCACACGUGGCAGACAUGGAGGCCAAGUACGAGGAAAUCUUACACGGCAGCCUGGACCAACUCUUGGCCAAGCUGAGAGCAGUGAAGCCUCAGUGGGAUGGGGCCGUGCUGAGACUUCAUACCAAAUACAAGGAGCGGCUCCGCCAGUUUGGACUCAACCCCCUGGAUCUGUGA